Messenger RNA from Brassica napus (rape), 2271 nucleotides. RefSeq names its product K(+) efflux antiporter 5. Gene Ontology annotation, cellular component: membrane. Gene Ontology annotation, molecular function: potassium:proton antiporter activity. NCBI's taxonomy places the organism in Eukaryota, Viridiplantae, Streptophyta, Magnoliopsida, Brassicales, Brassicaceae. The coding region runs from base 86 to 1978 and encodes 630 amino acids. The record is from RefSeq and is a predicted model, not a curated record. Gene Ontology annotation, biological process: proton transmembrane transport; potassium ion transmembrane transport. The transcript is spliced from 20 exons.
UUUAAAGUUAUAAACUUUUUGUUGUCAAAGAAAACAAUUGGACUAUCUGAAAACCAAAUUGGAUCUGAGAGAAAGAGAGCGAGAGAUGGAUCUCGACGAAGAAGCUCCGGUGCCUUCCGUAUUGGCCGCCAUGAUCUCCGAUGACCACAAUCCACACGCUUCUCCUCACUUUCAUCAUUCUAUAUCAAUGGCGAGGAGGAGAUUCACAGUGAUUGGAUUCUCGUUCCUCCUUUUAGUUGGUACGACUUUAUCAGCGAGAUCUGAUAAGGAAACCAGAGAGCGCUUCUACGGCAACGUUGUCAACUCCACGGCUCCGGGAAACGGCGAAGGGAGUAUCGCUAAAAUGUUCGAUCGAGUUCUCGAGAAAGAGUUCUCCGAAAACGAUCAGCCUGAAGGAUCGGAUGGAGGAGCCAGCUUUAACAGCAGUGUUGCUGAUCAACAAGCUGAAAUAGAGACUGUAGCAAAAGUAACGCAUGAGAAGGGCAAACGAAAUGAUACUCAAGAAAAUAAUGGUACGAGACCAUUCCAACUUCAAGAUGUGUUUUCCUUGGAAAAUGAAGAUUCUGAUGAUAUGACUCUUAUUGACAAAAAGAACAAUGUUUUUGUCAUGUCGAACAAAAAAUCUAAGUAUCCCAUACUUCAAGUAGACCUGAGAUUGAUAUCAGAUUUGGUUGUCAUUAUUGUUUUUGCUGCGAUUGGUGGCAUUGUCUUCUCGUGUCUUGGACAACCGGUCAUUGUUGGAUAUCUUCUGGCGGGGUCAAUCAUUGGGCCAGGAGGACUGAAAUUCAUCAGUGAAAUGGUUCAGGUUGAAACUGUGGCCCAGUUUGGUGUUGUUUUCCUCCUUUUUGCUUUGGGCUUGGAGUUCUCAAUGACUAAGCUGAAAGUUGUUGGCCCAGUUGCUGUCCUUGGAGGACUUUUUCAAAUCGUAUUACUGAUGUUUCUGUGUGGUGUAACUGCAUUGUUAUGUGGAGCAAGGUUAUCGGAGGGUAUUUUUGUUGGUGCUUUUCUGUCUAUGUCAUCAACAGCAGUGGUGGUAAAGUUUUUAGUGGAACGGAACAGUACAAGUUCUCUCCAUGGUCAAGUCACGAUAGGGAUACUUAUCUUUCAGGACUGUGUUGUUGGUUUAUUAUUCGCACUGCUUCCAGUUUUGGGUGGUAACAGUGGUUUACUACAAGGGAUUAUAUCAAUGGGAAAGCUGCUCCUGAUAUUGUCAAUAUUUCUCACUGUUGCAUCUCUACUAACGUGGUCAUUUGUGCCUCGCUUUCUGAAGCUAAUGAUUCAGUUAUCAUCUCAAGUAAGUUUUAAUGAUUCAAUUUCUUUUGAGUGGCAUCCGAAUUCUUGCCAAUGUUUUUUUCAUUAUGUAAUGCAGACAAAUGAACUUUACCAAUUAGCUGCUGUGGCGUUCUGCUUACUAUCUGCAUGGUGCAGUGAUAAGCUGGGUCUUAGUCUUGAGUUGGGAUCAUUUGUGGCUGGUGUUAUGCUGUCCACAACUGAGUUUGCUCAACAUACACUAGAGCAGGUGGAACCGAUUCGUAAUUUGUUUGCCGCUCUCUUCCUGUCAAGUAUCGGUAUGCUCAUAAAUGUGCACUUUCUAUGGAACCACGUGGAUAUCCUUCUGGCAUCUGUGAUUCUAGUCAUAGUUGUUAAGACAGCAAUUGCAGCGAUAGUGGUUAAGGCUUUUCGGUACAACAUCAAGAUAUCUUUCCAUGUGGGGGUACUUCUUGCUCAGAUCGGCGAGUUUGCCUUUGUUCUGCUAAGCCGAGCAUCAAACCUGCACGUUAUCGAGGGGAAAAUGUAUCUCCUCCUAUUGGGAACAACAGCUCUGAGUCUCGUGACGACUCCAUUGUUGUUCAAGUUGAUACCGAGUGCAAUGAACCUGGGUGUCAUCCUUCGAUGGUUUCCUUCUGAGAAUAGCUCCCCGAACGAGAGUAUGCAGGAGAAAGCAUCGAUGAUAGAAAUACAUAACAGAACCAACUGACAUCUCCUUUGUACAUAUAGUCUGAAGAUUACAAGACAGCUUUUUGAUCCGACGAAACUGGACCAUGCCACCAAUUUACAAUUGACCAGAUCAGUCUUUACCAAGACCUGCCUUUGUUUUUCUUAAUGUUAUCUUUUGUGGUAAAUCGUAUAUAAUUAGUUUACACUAGCUAUAGCCAUCCGUGUAGUCCAAGCGGCUUUAGCUUAUUAUUUGGUGUAACGAUACUAAUCCAGGUCUCUUAUUGUAUUGAAUCUCAUAACCAUUACAGGUAUUGACGUUUUGUUUACUACAUA